AUGAAAUACAUUGUGGCGCAUCUAAAGCAAGUCCUCCGAAGUAAUGUACCGGUAUAAACCAUCUUCUAAAUAAAUUUUGUUGGCGUAAGUUUAUUUAAACAUUUAUUGUUUUGUUUCAGUUUCAUAAGUUCUCAUACAUUUAACUAUUCAUGCUCAAAAGGAAAGUUUUGUUUAUUUUAUUAAGGUGAAGAGUUGUCACCUAAGCCCGGCAAGUCAACAAGCGAGGGAAUUAAAUGUACGCAGAGAAAGGAAAAACUACAGGCGGGAGGCGGAAAGGCUCUGAACCUCCACCGCUUUGACAGUCAGUGAGGAACAAUCAAAAGAGCUGGCGAAGCUUAUUGACUGUAUAAGCAGCUCAGAAGAAGGACAAGAAGCGGUAAAGGCGGUCUGCAACGAGGCCGAUGAGCAACAACCGGGGAGCGGAGCUUUAUUGAAAGAGUUGUGGGAAUUGGAGAGAGAGGCGUUUUUUAAAGAUCAGCGAGGGAAUGGUGAGUCAAUGUUGCAUAAAUACUGGAUCAUUUAACAAGCUGCUGAGUCUAUAUAAUACUAACCAAAUCCCAAAAACUUGAACCCGUCAUGUAAAGCUCCAAAACAAUUCCAUGUUUUUUAGAUUAAAUAGGAUUAAAGCCCACUAGAAAUAUUUACGAAGUUCGCACUUCAAUUUUCCUAAUGAUUUAAUGGUGAUUGCGCACUCCUCUGCAAUAUUGUAAGCAGAGUGUUUGUCUUUAAGCAGAGUGGACACCUGCAGGUCACAUUAAUUGUCAAGAAAAAAGUUGCUAUAAUGUUAUACAAUCGACGAAAGACCAAUUUUCGUCCUUGUUUUCGUCCCCAACAAAACCAAAUAAACUGUUUCCACGGGGGUCCGCAUUUAAAUGUUUAAUGCUGAGUAAAUAAAGUCACUGUGAAACAUUAAUUACUGCUACAAGAAGAGCUUAUUUUGGCUGCUUGAAAAAAUUGUCAGCCAUGCUUUAUGACACUGAAGUCAUGAAUUAAUGGAUUAAAUUUGACAGUAUCCUCAAAAAUAUUAAAAUUUCUUUUCAACAAUUCCAGCUAAUGUUUGCUUGAAAAUACCUUCAAAAAUUAUCAGUUUUAUUUCAUAAUCUUUCUAUUUCUUAACAAUUUCAGCUCAGUAAGUCUCAAAAUAAAAAAAAAUGUUCAGUGAACUCAUAUUUCUAUGACAUGUAAUCAGUUAGUGCAAAACGUACAUGCACAUAUUGCGUUCAGCACCUGAUUUUUCUUACAAAUUAACAAGGAGUAAUUUAAUUUUUUGUAGUGCCUAAGAUCUAAUUAAUUCUUUCCUGAUAAACUUCGGAUUCAGAGUUGUAGUAUAGGAAAUGGAUUAAUGCCUAAUAAUAUUUAUUUCAUUGUAUUUCAUUUUACAUCUUUUAUGUAAUCUAAAUUACAUAAUUAUGUCUAUUCUUUAGCAACUGGCAAGACUGGUAAUAGAUGGUCACCAGCAACAAUAAGAGUAGGUGAGUCAAAAUACUAUUACUAUUAUUAGUGCCGGAUCCAGACCUGGAGAUAAGAGGCGGGGGGGGGGGGUCAUUCAGACCCCUAGAUAAGGGGGGUCUCAAAAACAAUUUUUCGGCCCUUUGGCCUCAGUAGUUUGGUCUUAAAAUAAGAGGGAGGGGGAGGUGGGACCCGGGCCCCUCCCAUGGAUCUGCUACUGAUUAUGGACAUUGAUGAUUACUCUUUAGUACUCGAUUCUGUAUCUUGAAUUAAAUUACUACAGCAAUUUUUUUCAAAUACAGCUUUGGCUAUAUGUUCAAGAAGUCCGGCAGCUUUUCGUGCAGUGAGAAGCCUUGGCAUUCUGCAGCUACCAUGUUCUAAGGAGAUAAGACGAAUUAUUGGCAAGUAA
Porites lobata is the source of this 1858-nucleotide messenger RNA. The record is from the annotation of a GenBank genome assembly. Lineage: Eukaryota; Metazoa; Cnidaria; Anthozoa; Scleractinia; Poritidae.